Molecule: messenger RNA, 4054 nt
Organism: Culicoides brevitarsis
Lineage: Eukaryota; Metazoa; Arthropoda; Insecta; Diptera; Ceratopogonidae
Product: multidrug resistance protein homolog 49-like
Exons: 8
Coding region: 115-4014 (1299 amino acids)
Biological process (GO): transmembrane transport
Cellular component (GO): membrane
Molecular function (GO): ABC-type transporter activity; ATP hydrolysis activity; ATP binding
Source: RefSeq, a predicted model, not a curated record
UCCAAUUGAUUAAUAUCCAUUCAUUUCAAUUGUCUUUCGUGAAUUUUUCUACAUAUCGACGUUCAAGUGUUCUCAAAGUGUAACAAAUGUGCCUCUCACUCGAAAAUCGCUAAAAUGGUCAAUUUCAAGCGGAAAAACGUCUUAACAGCAAGUUUUAGAAGCCUCAAAAAAACGUUCAGUAAUGGCACGAUUUUACCUUUUCACGAACUUUUUAUGUUCGCAACGCCUCUCGAACUUGCCUUGGUCAUUGUUGGAAUAAUUUUCUCCGUUCUCAGUGCCCUCGGGAUUCCAGUAGUGAUCGUUUUGUACGGCGAAUAUACGACAAUUUUGAUCGAUCGGGUGCGAGAAGCUGAAAUUUCAACGGAAACUUUGAUACUUAAGUGGUUUGGCGGAGGAAGGAUUUUAAUUAAUGCGACUACAGAGGAAAAUCGUGCGGAAAUGAUCGUCGAUGCAAGGGCAUAUGCCCUUUCGAAUGUAGUUGUGUUCAUUUUUCAACUUAUCACGAUGGCAAUUGGCAUUUAUCUCUUCAAUUUUUCCGGGCAAAAGCAAAUUUGUACAAUUAAAAAGCUAUUUUUCAAGUCUGUACUGAGACAGGAUCAAACGUGGUUCGAUUUGAACCAAAAUGAGAGUUUUGCUGUGAAGUUCAAUGAUGAUUUGGAAAAAAUCAAAGAAGGAAUCAGCGAAAAAGUCUCAAUUUUCAUCUAUUCCGUGGGAACUUUCUUCUUUUCCAUCAUUUUUGCCUUCAUUUACGGAUGGAAACUCACGUUAGUGAUCCUCAGUGUGUCUCCUUUGAUCAUUUUAUCCACAGCUUAUGUCGCCAAGAUGCAAACAACGCUCACGGAAAAGGAACGAAAGUCUUAUAGCUCCGCUGGAGGCAUCGCCGAAGAAGUCCUGAAUGCAAUUCGCACCGUUUUCGCCUUCAACGGUCAACAACAAGAAGUCGCUCGGUACAACGAACAUCUCGGAAUUGCCGAAAAAAAUGGAAUUCGCAAAGGAAUGUUCACCGGAGCUGGCGGAGGCGUCACUUGGCUCAUCAUUUAUUUGGUUUACGCGCUCGCUUUUUGGUACGGCAUGCAAUUAAUUUUGGAAGAUCGCUACAAAGAAGUCAAGGAAUACACGCCAGCUGCCUUGUUGAUUGUCUUAUUUGGCGUCUUAACGGGAGCACAAAAUAUGGGAUUAACGUUGCCCCAUUUGGAAAGUUUUAAUGUCGCACGUGCUGCAGCAACGGGAGUUUAUGCGAUCAUCGGAAGAAAGUCAGAAAUUGAUGCGAUGAGUGAAAAAGGAUGCAAACCGAGUGCGUUGAAGGGAGAUUUUAAGUUGACAAAUGUACAUUUUCAUUAUCCAUCGAGAAAAGACGUCAAAGUUUUGAAGGGAUUGAAUUUGACGAUGCGUUCAGGACAAACGACGGCACUUGUGGGAAUGUCGGGAUGCGGCAAAAGUACUGUGUUGCAGUUGAUUCAACGACUUUACGAUCCUAAAGAGGGCAUCGUUGAAGUCGAUGGCAUUCCCCUGAAAACCAUCAACGUCAGUCAUUUACGAUCUUUCAUCGGCGUCGUUGGCCAAGAACCCGUUCUCUUCGACACUACAAUCCUCGAAAACAUCCGUUACGGAUUUCCCGAAGCGACACGUGAACAAGUUGAAAAAGCCGCCAAAAUCGCAACGUGUCACAAAUUCAUCUCCAAAUUCCCCGACGGUUACGAAACCAAAGUCGGACAAAAUGGGGCUCAACUUUCGGGCGGGCAGAAACAAAGAAUCGCCAUUGCACGAGCAAUCAUCAAAAAUCCGUCAAUUUUACUCUUGGAUGAGGCAACUUCAGCUUUGGAUCCAACGUCGGAGCGCGAAGUCCAAAAUGCUUUGGAGAAGGCAUCGGAAGGAAGAACAACGAUCGUUAUUUCGCAUCGCUUGAGCACGAUUGUAAAUGCCGAUAAAAUAGUCGUUAUCGAUAAAGGAGUCGUCGUUGAGGAAGGAAAACACAGCGAAUUGAUGGAAAUUAAGGGAAUUUAUCAUAAUUUGGUGCUGGCGACGAGUAAUAAGAAGCAAGAAGAAACAGAUGAGGAGAAAAAUGAUGAUUUUUCAGCUCAAAACGAUUUUAAAAGUCUUACCAGCUUGGAUUUGUCGCAAAAAAGUCUCGAUUAUCGUCACGCGAACUCGAAUGAAGAGGAAGAUUACUCAAGUGACGUUAAGGAUGACUCGCAUAAAGUCCCGUUGCGUCGUCUUUUGGGCUUAAAUGCUCCUGAAUGGCCUUUUUUGCUGCUUGGAUCUGUCUCCGCUGUCAUCGUAGGAGCUUCAUUUCCCAUUUUUGCCGUUCUUUUCGGCGGAAUUUACGGAUUACUUGGCGGAACUGACGACAUUGCCAUUCAAGAAGGCACCAAUUUUUACUCCAUCAUGUUCAUUGUGCUCGGAAUUGUUACAGGAAUCGCUACUUUUCUUCAAUCGUACGCUUUUAACGUUGCCGGCGCUCGUUUAACGAAACGUUUGCGCUUUUUGUCCUUCGAAGCGAUGAUCAAUCAAAGCGUUGCGUGGUACGACGAACCCACAAACACCGUUGGCGAGCUUUCAAGUCGUCUCAGUUCGGAUUGUGCGCAAGUUGAGGGCGCUUUGGGUACUCGGAUGGGAUACAUUUUUCAAUGUGUCUCAAUUAUCAUCAUCGGAGUCGCUCUCGCCUUUUAUUAUUCGUGGAAAUUGACGCUUGUGUCGAUUGUGGCGUUGCCCAUUACGUUAGCUGUGGUUUUUAUUGAGUCCAAACUCAUGACAAGCAGCGAAAUUAAGGAGAAAAAGUCGACGGAACAAGCGACGAAACUUGCUGUCGAAGCAAUUUCGAAUAUUAAGACGAUCGCAUCGUUGGGACAGGAGAAGUUGAUUUUGCAAAAGUACGAAUUGAUCAUAAAUGAUGUCACGAGAACGUGUAUUAAGAAGAUACGGUAUCGAGGACCUGUUUAUGCAGUUGGGCAAACUAUUCCGAUGUUGGGUUAUGCGUUGGCUUUGUGGUAUGGAGGAAUUUUGGUUUCCAGAUUUGAGAUGAGAUUCGAUGAGGUUGUCAAAGUUUCUGAGGCACUUUUAUUCGGAGCAUGGAUGAUGGGACAAGCUUUAGCUUUCGCGCCAAAUGUUAACUCGGCAAUGAAAAGUGCAAAACGUGUCUUAGAUCUACUGGAUAGUCGAAAAGCGAUCGAAAUAAUCCAUGACAAAAGAUGGCAACAGUCUAAAUGGGUAAACAUCAAUUUUUUUAAUAUAAAUUCUUUUCAAAAAAUCUUUUUUCGUAUCUUUCAACAGAUCGCAGAAGGCGACAUAACCUACGAAGGCGCCAAAUUCAGUUAUCCAUUAAGACCCAAAGUUGAAGUCUUACAAGGACUCGAUCUGAAAAUCUUUAAAGGACAAACUGUGGCAUUAGUUGGACCAUCUGGAUGCGGAAAAUCAACCUGCAUUCAACUUUUAUUGCGUUAUUAUGAUUUAAAAGAAGGAAAAAUCUGGAUCGAUGAUCGUCUCGCUAAUGCACUUCCCGCCAAAAUCGUACGUAAUCAAAUCGGUUUAGUGUCUCAAGAACCUACGCUUUUUGAUCGUUCAAUUGCUGAAAAUAUCGCUUAUGGCGACGAUAGCGAUCAACUUUCCAUGGAAGACAUCAUCAAAGCAUCCAAAAUGGCGAACAUUCAUGAUUUUAUUAUUCGUUUACCGCAAGGAUACGACACGAAUUUGGGCGCAAAGGGUAGUCAACUCUCCGGCGGGCAAAAACAACGGAUCGCAAUAGCACGAGCUUUGAUCAGAAACCCAAGAAUUCUGUUACUGGAUGAAGCAACGUCGGCUUUGGACAAUCAAAGUCAGAAAGUUGUGCAAGAAGCAUUGGAUCAGGCACGCGAAGGACGAACUUGCAUAACGAUUGCGCAUCGUUUAAGUACAAUUGAGAAUGCGGAUGUGAUUUGUGUCGUAAAAGAGGGAAAAGUUGUCGAACAAGGAUCACAUAAUGAAUUAUUGGCUUUGGGAGGAGCUUAUAAAAAACUUUAUGAAAUGCAAAAAAUUUAAAAAAGUAUUUUUUUGGCUUAAUAAAUUUAAUUUAUUUCAA